GUCAUUUACAAGGGGCGUAGCCACGUCUAGAAGGUGUCUGCGUACCGGUGUCUGCGCGUCAUAUUUUAUGACCCACCACCUCCUGUCCCACCCUCCUCAUCGGUCCUCCCACUCCUCCCAUUUUUCUACCGAUUUUUUUCCCCGGUUCGGCGGCGCAUGCUUCUGCUUAUCAUCCGCGUACAACCGCUCGGCAAUGGUGGAUGCAAGCGCGAUGAAGAAGGCGUUCACCGUGUCGGAUAUCAAACCGCUGGACCAGUACGAUUUCAACCGAGCCAAGAUUUGCGCCAGUGUCCGGUGGCUGCUGUCAAAAUCAUACGGGUCCGCAGAGAACGUUCCGGUGGAGCUGCGGGAGCCCUUCUACAAGGACCAGUAUGAGCAGGAGCACCUGAAGCCCGGGGUGUCGGCGCUGCUCCUCUCCCCGGAGCUGUACUGCCGGGCCCAGGCCCUGCUGGCCCAGGCCCACGGGGUCUCCCUGGGGGCUUCGCAGGGGCCCCCCGGCGACAACUCGGCCCUGCUGCAGCUCCUGACCAAGAAGGGCUUCGCUCCCCGGGACCGGGACAUCGACGUCACAGAGGAGGACCUCUGUCACACGCCCAUCAAGACGAAGGCGCACCUGGCCCUGAUGGAUGCGCUGAUGUCAUUGGCUGCCAAGGAGACGGUGGGGCGGGUGAAGAUGGCCGAGGAGGCCGGGCAGAUGGGGGCAGGAGAGCCCUGGGAGAACGCUCUGCUCUUCUGGGUCAACAGGUUGAACCAGACGUUGCGAGAGAGCACAGAGGAAGAACCGCCCAAACCUCAAACGUGCACAGAUCUCCAGCCUGCUGAGGAAACUUGUCCUUCCAACCGAUGGUACUGGAAACUAGUCCCACAUUCUAUCGCUUUCUGUUUGAAGGAGUCUGGGAAUAAGCCGCCAGUGAUCCGCUAUAAGAAAGAUAAGGUGCUGUCUAAGAUGACUCCCACCUUCCCUCUGGUGUCUGGAGUCAAAGAUCUCUCUAAUGGAUGUGCUGUGGCGGCCGCGUUGCACUACUACUGCCCUAGCAAGCUGCCUUUAGAGGAUGUGUGUCUGAAGGAUACCAUGUCAGUGGCUGACAGCCUGUACAACCUGCAGCUGAUCAAGGACUUCUGCGCCAGCCACCUGCAGAGCUGCUGCCCCCUAGCUGUGGAGGACCUGCUCUACGCCCCGCCGGCACUGCACGUGAACAUGGUGAGUUUCGUGGCAGAGCUCCUGGAUUGGUUCGAGAUCCAGAAGCCUGAGUUUGUCCGGCCAAGCCAGCCCCUGGACCUCUCAGAUGCAUCGGGGCUGUUGGAUUGCACCAGUCCUGUCAGCGGCAUCGGAAACAGCAGUUCCCCGUCUUUUCUCUUCAAGCAGCCCUACCUGCCCAUCUCGUCGCCCAUGUCCCCAGAGGGUAAAACAUGGGGCAAAAAACAGAUCAGCCGCCCCCUGUCGGCCGUGACCUUCAGCAUCCCGUUCGGCCUGGACAGCGACGUGGACGUCGUCAUGGGCAACCCCGUCGAGUCCUUCCUGCGCUCCUCCCCCGGCGGCACGGACAGCCUGAGCCGCACGGCGGGGGUCCCGGCCCUGACCCGGGUCCCCUACAGCCCCACCGAGGACCUCAGCCACCUGGUCAGCGCCUCCCUCCCCUCCUCCCGGGGGCCCCCCGCCUACCCCCACCCGGGCCCCCCGGCCAGAGACCUGUCCACCAUCGAGGAGGCGCUGGCGGCGACGCUCCACGCCGCCCCGGGGAGCGGGGGGGCGAGGAGGGAGAAGGAGAGGACGGGGGCGGACCCCGCGGUAGUGGGGGGGGGGGGAGGAGGAGGAGGAGGGCGGAAGGAGCCCCGCCUGCGUCCAGAGGGGGCGCCGGCGGGCUUCUUCCUCCACUCCCCCGAGGUGGGGGAGGUCUCAAAGCUCAGCAGCUCCGCCCCCGGACGCUCCGGGAUGUUCCACCGGCCCGUCGGCGGGGAGCCGGCCCCCGGGGGCGAGAGGCGCGGGCGGGGGGACACGCGGGACAGGCCGAGCCGGGCCCCCGACACGUCCCGGGACGACGACUCGGUCCUGCGCGACGGCAGCGUGGACUCCUCCGAGGCCUCCGAGGACCUCCCGAGGAACGCGCCGGGGAACCUCCGCCCCCGCGGCGGCGGCAGCGGCGGCGCCGGUAACCCCGGCAACAGCGGCGGCAGCCCCCGCAUGACGAAUUUCGCCGAGCGGCGGGACAACCGACGGAGACAGCCGGCCUCCGAGGAGCCGAGCCAGUCGACCCCGACCACGCCGGGGACCCCGCACGCGCCCUCCACGCCGGCGGCGGCGGGGGCCGGGGCCCGCGGCCACCAGGACAGCCCGGACUCCAGGGGCCCCGAGCCGGGCUCCGAGGCCCGGGAGCUGGGGGCCAAGCUGGAGGAGAAGCGCAAAAGCAUCGAGGCCCAGAAGAGACGCAUCGAGGCCAUCUUCGCCAAGCACCGCCUGCGUCUGGGGAAGACGGCCUUCCUGAAGCUGAAGAGGGAGCAGGGGGAGGGGGGAGGGGGCGCGGAGGACGCCCAGGACGACCAGCUCACCCUGGAGGAGCGGCUCACCCGCAUGGAGGAGGAGCUGAAGCAGGAGGAGCUGAAGGAGAAGGAGGAGAAGGACGGAGGGGAGGGAGCGGGGCAGGCUGAGGGGAACGCUGAGACUCCUCCACCGCCGCGGCUGGAGAAGCAGGUCACGUUCGCUGUGGAGAGCCGCAAGGCGCCGCCGACCGAGGGAGAGAAGGGGACGGAGAAGGAGAAGGAGAAGGAGGAGGAGGAGGAGAAGGAGGAGGAGGAGGAGGAGAAGGAGAAGGAGAAGGAGAAGGAGAAGGUGGCAGGGAGAGCAGGCGGCGCUGUCCUGGACGACUACAACGGCGUGGUGCAGAAGCUGAGCGAGGCGCUGCUGUCGCUGCAGAAGGACAUGCAGAAGCUGACCGACCAGCAGCAGCAGCUCAUGGGCAAGCCGAGGACCACGCCCGCGCCCGCGACCCCUCCCGCGACCCCGCCCCGCACCCCGACCAAGACCCCCGUCCGGACCACCGCCGGCAAGGCCUGGGUCACCCAGCCCUGUCCGGUCCCGGCCUCCCCCGGCUCGCCCUCCCGGCGGGCCCACGGCCUGAACAGCGCCGCCGCCGCCGCCCUGAAGACGCCCCUGUCCUCCUCCUGCCCCGCCCCGAAGACCAAGCCCCCCCCCUCCUCCACCGCCCCCCGCAGCCCCAAGCACCACGCGCGGCCGGCCCACCCGCCCCAGCCCCGGCCCUCUGAGCUCAAGUUCCCCCCGCUGGCGCGCGUCCUGACCACGGCCAACCACGUGGACAGGCUGCCCCACCUGCGGCGGGCGUCGCCCAGCAAGUGCCAGGUGCAGACCUCCUCCUCCUUCCGCAUCGGGGGGCCCCGGACCCCCGUGGAGCCGCCGCCGCCCCAGCACGAGGAGACGGCCUCGGAGACGGGCUCCAGCGGCACGCCCACCCAGUUCAGCCUGGAGCUGGAGAACGAGGACGGGGGCGUGCUGGGCGACCUGGUGUGCCUGCCGGGGGUCCUGCGACGGGACCGCUCCGGGACCACGCUGGGCAGCAGCUCGGGGGCGCCCUCGGAGUGCUCCUUCGAGAGCGAGACCCUGUCGCUGUCGGCCGCGUUCGGCGCGGGGGCCGGCGGCGUGGAGGCCGCCCUCGCGGGGAGGAGCAAGGCGUCGCUGUCGUCCCCGGCGGGGCCGGAGGGGGGCAGCGACGAGCCCACGGACGGGGACCACGAGUUCUCCUCGGACUCCAUGAGCGACCACACGGAGCCCGCCCUGGAGCCCGCGGGGCGCUCGGAGACCCCGUUGGUACCCGGAGGACCCGCGGAGCUCCCGGUGGGUGUGGCCCUCACGGAGCGCCCAGCGGCCGCAGAACCCAGGGAGGAGGUCUUCACUCAGGCAGAGGCUCAGCGACCGGCGGCCGGCCGGACCGCACCCAGAAGUGGAAUAGGAUUCGUCUUUGAGGAGGAGAUGCACAGUGAGGGUGAGAUGGCCCACCGGAGGGCUCUCCUGCUGGAGCGACAGCAGAGGCGGGUGGAGGAGGUGAAGGAGAAGAAGAAGCGGAGGCAAUGGCACGAGAAAGAAAGUGAAGAGAAUGAAAGCAGACCCGGUUCAUCUGAGGAGCGGCACAGGUCCCCCUGCCCGACCCCUCCCCCGGCCACCACCUCCCCCUUCCCCACCCCCCCUGGUACCCCCGUCCGCUGGGGGGACUUCACGCGGGGGGAGCACAACCUCAGGCACCAGCUCAAGAUCAUGGCUGACCUGGGCAAGGUGCUCCAGCAGAAACCAGCCAAUCAGGGACGAGCUAGCAGCAAGAAGACCCGCCCCCGAGCCCGGCCGCGCAGCGCAUCCCGGGUGCAACCGCCGCUGUCUCAGAGCCUGGACAACGGCAUUCUGGGCUCCAAGUUAACCAAGGAAUACUCGCACUCCACCCUCAACCUGGCUGCUGGUGAGCCGGGCACCAGUGACAGUGAGCCUGCCAAGAAACCGCCAAGUGCUCCGAAUUCGCCUUUGAGGUGUUUGUCGUCAAGCAGACCGAUCAAUACAUCAAUUAAUCCAAAGUCACAAACAGACGGCGAUGUUUGUCCCAAUGGCACACCCCCUGCCACGGAUUACACAGGUCCAAAGCUCUUCAAAGAGCCCAGCUUCAAGUCCAACAAGUUUAUCAUCCACAACGCUCUCUCUCGCUGCUGCCUGGCCGGCAAGGUUAAUGAGACCCAGAAGAACAAGAUUGUUGAGGAAAUGGAGAAGAGUCCGGCCAACCACUUCCUCAUCCUCUUCCGCGACGCCAGCUGCCAGUUCCGGGGCGUGUACACCAUGAUCCCCGACACGCAGGAGCUGGUCCGGUUGACCGGAGUGGGUCCCAGGACCAUCGGCUCCUCCCAGGUGGAGUCCAUCUAUAAGUACAGCUCAGACAGGAAGCAGUUCAGCGCGAUCCCGUCCAAGACCAUGGGCAUGAGUGUGGACGCCUUCACCAUCCCGGGCCCUCUCUGGCAUGGGGGGGGGGCAGGGGGGGCCACUGGGGGGAGCAGGAGGGCCAGCAUUACUAAGAAAGUGGCUGUGUCCAAGUGAUUAAUGAUAUUUGAUUAUCGCUUCACUUUAACGCUGGCCCGAGUGCAGUUCACUUGAAUUCUUCCAGGAGAGUCAUAAGACGCUUGCUGAAUCUCUUUGGCAAAACUUGAAGAUACAUUUCUUACCUGUUUAGGAUUCAGGGUGCAUAUUAGGAUUCAUAUGCAUUCAACCAUUUUUGUUUAUAAUUCAAUAAUAUGUAUGAUUCUGGAUAGUAUGUCCUGUGUAUAGCAGGCCAUAGCAGGAAUUCAUUGGGUUUAAGCACGAUUCAUUUGAAUAAUUGGGCCCCACAAUGUAUGACCAUUGGGUGGUCCAAGAUUGCCCAAUACUAUCAUUAUUAGAUUUACAGGCAGAAAUGCUUGAUCUCAUGUCCUUUUGCUAAGGAAAGUUGCAGUCCUUUUUAAAUGUAGGCCUAUGGUACACAAACCACUUCCUUCAGAUGAAUGAACAGACUUUUUUUCAAAACCCCAAUAUACCUGAGGAAAAUACUAGACGUGAAUACGUUAAUUUAUCAUUUCAUUGAUUAAAAUGAAAAUUUUAAAAGGUUUGCUUUAAUUUAUUCAUGUGGAAGAGAGCGUUCCACGUCAUGAAUAAUCAUGGGGAAAUUGGACCUCUGCGAGUCUCAAAAAUCUCUCUUCCAGAAGCUUCUAGUGGUAUCACGAUAGUUGAAUGGCGUCGGCUUUAUACCUUACACCAAACACGGUAACCACACCUUUAAAUGCCUUCAAAAGUCAGAAGGAAAGACAGGACUUUUAUUUUUUACAUUAUUUUUUCUUUUUAAGAUUCCCAGUGAACGAAACACGUCCAGGCGAUGUCAAGGACGUGUUUUUCUUGCUGUACCAAAGCCUUUCAGAGCGUCUUUUCAGAACGCUUUGUGGACUAAUUCAAUCUAAUUCAAAGGCUGAAUGGUUUGUAAACACCCACAUUGGUAGACAAAUAUCCAAGGUUGUAUUUAAACAUCUUGAUGCUGGUACCAAGUUGUUUAAAAGCACAUGGGGGGGGGGGGGCAUAAUCAGAGAAUGAAUGAAGACAGCAACAUGGAAGCACAUCUUUUUUUAUUAGUUUUUUUUUUCUAAAUGAUUGCCAGCCAUAUUCAUGGGAAAAAAUGUUUUGUGAAUAGAGUGAGAUUUGUAAAUAUGAGCGGUGUAAGAGAGGACCCCCUGAAGCAUGAACCGGGGUCAGGCAAGACUGUUUCACCAUGUUUUCACCGGUGAUCGAAUGUGUGUCUUACAGGCUGUCUGGUGAGGAACAGUGAACUCCAAAAAAGCUUAUCUAGGUUAGCAACUCUGCACAAUUUCACGCUUUGAUUCAGUGAAGGAAUAGGACAUCAACUAAAUGUAUCCCUGAUAAGCUUCUGUGUAAAUUGUCUCACUGAAUUAAAUGGAUCAAGCAUA
Molecule: messenger RNA, 6474 nt
Organism: Gadus macrocephalus (Pacific cod)
Lineage: Eukaryota; Metazoa; Chordata; Actinopteri; Gadiformes; Gadidae
Product: calmodulin-regulated spectrin-associated protein 3
Exons: 19
Coding region: 68-5083 (1671 amino acids)
Biological process (GO): neuron projection development; cytoplasmic microtubule organization; negative regulation of microtubule depolymerization
Cellular component (GO): microtubule minus-end
Molecular function (GO): microtubule minus-end binding; spectrin binding; calmodulin binding
Source: RefSeq, a predicted model, not a curated record